Messenger RNA from Pseudomassariella vexata, 1512 nucleotides. Its product is annotated as major facilitator superfamily domain-containing protein. Gene Ontology annotation, biological process: transmembrane transport. The record is from RefSeq and is a predicted model, not a curated record. Gene Ontology annotation, cellular component: membrane. Gene Ontology annotation, molecular function: transmembrane transporter activity. NCBI's taxonomy places the organism in Eukaryota, Fungi, Ascomycota, Sordariomycetes, Amphisphaeriales, Pseudomassariaceae. Bases 1 to 1512 code for a protein of 503 amino acids. The transcript is spliced from 5 exons.
AUGUCCAGUGCUUCUGUAACAGAGCCCGUCACCGUCUGCGAGACGACGAAAUGGUGGCACAAGUGGAGCUGGUAUGAGCGAGGCACGCCCGAGAAGGAGAAAGUCCUACUUCGGAAACUCGACUUUAUGAUCUUGGUAUUUGGGUGCCUGACCUUUUUUACCAAGUUCCUCGACCUUCAGGCCUUCCAAAAUGCCUAUGUCAGCGGCAUGAAAGAGGAUAUUGGCAUGGUUGGCAAUGACUUGCAAUACACGACCGGUGUCUUCCAAGCAGGUUACUGCGCUGCUAUGAUUCCCUCCAAUAUCUUGCUGACCCGAGUCCGACCCAAUGUCCUCAUCCCCAUCUUUGAGAUUCUUUGGGGCGUUCUCACACUUCUGACGGCUUUCACCAAGACGGUUUCUCACGUUUACAUCAUUCGGUUCUUCAGCGGCAUUUUCGAGUGUGUUGCUUAUCCUGGUGUGAUAUACUGUAUUGGAUGCUGGUACAAACGGAACGAGAUCGGCAGACGUCUGAGUUUGUUCUAUGUGGCCGGACCCCUUGGUACUAUGUUUGCGGGAUACUUCCAAACCGCAUGCUAUACCAACCUUAACGGAGUAAACGGUCUUGCAGGCUGGAGAUGGCUCUUCAUAAUCUGCGGCUGCAUCACCCUCCCCGUCGCCAUCCUCGGCGCUGUCGUCUUCCCCGCCCGUCCAGACUCCGAAAACCCCUCCUGGCUUCUCACCGCGGACCAAAUCGCCCUCGCCCGCCGUCGCGUCAAUGAAGGCGGUGCCAAAGCCCCCAAGAUCAAGCUUACGACCGAGACCUUCGCCAAGAUCUUCCGCAGCUGGCACUGGUUCGCCUUCGUGGCGCUUUACUACGUCUUCAACCAGUCCAUGAUCACCAAUGGCCAGCCUUUCAAUCUGUACCUCAAGGCACACAGCGAUGUGUACUCAAUCAGCCAGAUUAACAACUUGCCUACGGGCCAGUCGGCUGUUUCUAUCGUCACGGCGCUGACUUGUUGCUACUGGGCUGAUGCUACGGGGAAGCGCUGGUUGCCGUCUAUUUUCAUCUGCGGAUUUAUGACCGUGGGGAGCAUCUGCAUGGCUGUGUGGAACAUCCCAGUCGGUCUCAAGUUCUUCGCCUUUUACGUCGCUGGUCUCGGAGGCGCGCUGAACCCGCUUUUCAUGGCUUGGGCGUCGGAGGUGACGUUCAAAUCGGCUGAGGAGCGCGCGGUUACAGUGGCGUCGAUGAAUGCCAUUGGGCAGGCCCUGUUGGCGGGUCUCAACAUCGUCACGUUCCCGACCCCGUCUGCGCCGAGAUUCCAGUUUGGGUGGUACUGGGUUAUGGCGAACAACAUUGCCCAGUGUGUGCUCGUUGUGGUAAUCAUGUAUCUGCACAAAAGGGAGACGAGUCGUGAGAUCCAGGUAUUCGAGGGAGAGGUCUGGGACGAGGGGAAUGGGGAUGAUAUCAAGAAAGUUGCCACGAAGGACUUGGACAGUCGUGGGGAGGCUGCCUCUUACCGGGGAGAAUCCUGA